GUUUACUCCCAGGGCUCGCUUUACAUUUCCGCCAUUUUGAGAGUUGAUUUUACCGCUUACAAUAUUUUAUUUAUUUCAUCUGCUAGCAAAAAAAAACAUUGUGUUUGCAAGCUGUUUCAGGCUAAAAUAUGAGUCAGUAUAUCCAGGUGGCGGAAGAAGAAUCGGAUGAACCGAUAGAAAUCCCCAGCGAGGAAGACGGUACCUUGUUAUUGUCAACUCUAUCAGCACAGUUUCCCACGACAUGUGGGUUAAAGUAUAGAAAUCCCGAAACAGGAACUUUUCGCGGAAUUAGACUUGUCGAUGGUAGGUUGCAUCCACCAGAAGGUGCAUGGGGCCUCCAACUGUAUGUGUGUGUAUUUCCUAAAGCAGAAAAUAAACGCAAAGGUGAUGAAGGUCAAGAAAAUCCAGCAGCUAAAACAAAAAGAUUAGAUCAGACAAAAUGUAGUGAUUUGAUAGUGCUAGGUCUGCCAUGGAAAACAACAGAAGACGAUAUGAGAAAAUAUUUUUCAACUUUUGGUGAAUUAAUACUAGUGCAGGUUAAACGAGAUCCUAAAACAGGCCAAUCAAAAGGUUUUGGUUUUGUCAGGUUCUCUGAUUAUGAAGCUCAGAAAAAAUGUAUUUCACAAAGACAUUUGAUUGAUGGACGGUGGUGUGAUGUUACGAUUCCAAAUUCUAAGGAAGGUUCUCAACAUCUUAUGAACAGAAAAAUCUUCAUUGGCAGAUGUAGUGAAGAUAUUAGUGCAGAAGAUUUAAGAAAUUAUUUUAGUAAAUUUGGAGAAGUGGUCGAUGUCUUCAUUCCUAAACCAUUCCGAGCAUUUGCAUUUUGUACAUUUGCGGAUCCUGCUGUUGCUCAGAAUAUGUAUGGUGAAGAUCACAUUAUCAAAGGCACUAGUGUUCAUGUUAGCAGUGCAGCACCCAAAAAUUUUGAUAAACCAGAUCGUCGUGGGGGUGGUAGUAGCGGUGGUGGUGGUGGAAGUGGUGGCUAUAUUUCCAGUCCCUCCAGUUACAGCUCAAGCUACAGUGGACAAGGUGGGUUCAGUCCAGCCUCUACACAUCCUAGACCUGGUGGAGACAUGAUCAAACCAGAGCCUAAUCAGCUACCCAACAAUGUUAAUAUGAAUUUACUUAAUUCAGCCAUGCUUGCGGCAGCUCAAGCAGUCCUUAGCGGGCAGGGGGGACAACAAUGGGGGACUGGUAUGUCGAGAGAUACUAAUGGUGCUCAACCAUCAUCUGCUGCUCCUAAUGCAGGCAACACAAAUUAUAAUGCCCCUAAUCAGGGAGCAUCUAAUUUCCUGGGAAGUUGGGGGACUGGGGAAGUCCAGAGUCCACAAACUCCCCAGAAUCAAGGUCAGUAUGGGGGAUGGGGUGGAGGGCAUGGAAGAUCGGGAACAUGGAAUUAAGAGAGUUGAAGGAAAGUGGGACAUGGAAGACAUGGAAUAUUUGUGAGAUUUUUUUUUUUUUUUCCCUGUUCGAGUGUAGAAGAAUGAAACUUCUGUGCUUCUUGUUAUUUCUAUUUUUAAUACUGUUAUCAGUCUGUAUGAAGGGUGAAGAAAAAACUGUUGAAAUUUAAAGAAACUGGGUGUGAAAGGUUUUGAAUGUGAUUGUUUUCAAUCAUGGUUUUAAAAAAGAAAAAAAAAAAACUAUUGUGAGAUCGAAGACUUUUAGAACUGGUGAACUUUGAUAUGAAAGGAAGAUUUGGAACUGAAAGUCAGAGAAAUUUUAUGUUGACGUUGUGUUAAAGUGUGUGAAUAUCCCUUAAAAUCUUAUUUUUGAAAUCGUAAGUGUUUCAGCUGAAUGCACGGAAAAAUCUGUGUUAAUAUCCCGUUAGAUUAUGUUUGAAAUGGUAAUUGUUCCAGAUAACAAUAAAGAAAACAUUUGCGAAGUCAAAUUAUAUUCAAGUUAAUGUAUAUUUUUACCUAUCAUUACGAGCAAUGUUUUCAUUUUAUUUCACCCAAAGUUAAAAUUAAUUGAUCAAAGAAAUCACUAAUUAUUAUUCAUUUUUUCCAUAUUUGCUUAUUUCACCCAAAAUUGAUAAAACAAUAUUUUUCUAGCAAAAUUUGAAAUCAAAAAAAAAAGAGUAAAAUUCACAAAAUUUGAUCAUUUUCGAUUUUGAAAAAGACCCCAACACAAUUUUAUUGAUUGUUAAUUUUUUUUUUUUUUAAUUGCAAUUUACUAGAAUAGAAUAUUAGAAAAAGCUAGGUGGAUAUAUAAACUGCUUAUUAGUGUUGUUGUUACUUAUGUACUAAAGAUUAGCCUAUUAAAAUUACCUUUAAUAUUGUUUUGUAAAAAAGAUAUUUUUCAAGACAUUUCUAGAUUAAAUAUUAAUAUAACACUGACAAAGAAUCAUUUAUCAUUUGUUGUCGGACAUGAAGAGCUCAUAGUGUGUCUACUCCGGAGGUAAGUUUAAAACUGGUUCCGAUUGAGAAUAGGCAAAAGGGACAAUUUGUGUGCUCUGUGUGUUGCAAAAUGUUAACUAGGCAAUUCAUUUCAUGUCAGUCAUUUCUGAAUCUUUAUUUUGUUUUAAAGAUUUAGUAAAGCCUACAGGAAUUUGAAUUUUAAAAAGUCAAAACUUUAGUCAUCACCAUACCUGUAAAAACAAAAAAAAGCUAGAUUGAGGGAUUUGUGAUUUGAGUGAGGCUUUGAAAGAGGGGUGGUGUUGUUGACAGCUGGGAGUUAUUUAAAUUUGUGUGUCGAUGUAUGACUGAUACAUUUUGUAUGAUAUAUAAGGAACUUGUGUUCAAAUCAUUUCUAGUGAAUGUUGAUAGUAUUGUUAGCUUGCUUGUCUGUCCUUACAGCUUAUGAUAGAAGAGAACACUAUUCUCGAUAUGAUGACGAUGCGUAUGGUUCCUCAGCUCAUAGAUACAGAUAAAACUAGGGUGGAGUGAAUGCGGAUGGACAGAUUGGUGGGUGAAUGGAGAGAACGAAUGGAAGAAGAGAAGUGUUUGCCUGGAAGAAAAUCUGGUUUUUGUAAAGUCCUGUUCUGUAAACUCCUGUUCGUGCGUAUUGUUGCGGGGGUAUUUUUAUAUCUGUUGUUAUUACUUGUAAUUUUCGAAUUAAGAACAUGUUGUGUGUGUGUUCUUCAAAUCAGAUUUUUAUUUCCAUUUGUCUUUAAUAGAAUUCUAUUUUUUCAUAAAUUUAAUGAUUUAACAUUUAAAAUGCUAAUAUAGUUAUGUGUAAUGGACUAAGUGUUAAUGUAACACUGUUAAUGUACAAACUUUGUUGAUAACUAGUUGUUAUAAAAUAAUAUCUCCAAUGAGGAAAAUAACAAUACAUAAGUUCUGUGUUAUGUAAUACUAUCCACCAGCAGAUGAAAUUCGCAUGAUCCAUGCAGCUUUUCUAAAUGUUCUUUCUUCCCUUGACUUUAGUGAACAUACAAAUUUUAGUCCCCUUGACUUCAGUAAAAUCCAAGUUUUGGUCUCUAUUUCUUCUGUCCCUGACUUCAUUCAUGUCCAAAAGCUUGUCACUAUGGUUCUUGUUUAUAAACUUGUGUAUACAUGUAAGUAACCAUAGAGACUUAUUCAGGUCAGUUUAAUGAAGCAUAAAGAUGCAUUAUGUAAGAUUUAGAUUACGAUAUGACUGUUCUUGCCAUAAUAAUAAGUUAUCUAUGUUUGAAGUUUUGGCAAGAUAGUCUUGAUUGUCAAAUACAUUGGUUAGGAUAAUAAACAGUCUUGAUUAACAUAUUUAUCCAUUUUGUCUUUAAAUUUUUAAAUGAUGCGUGUGUUUAAUCCAUUCAAUACUGUAGAGAGUUGUUUAUGGUCUUGAAUAAAUGCAUAAUUAAUGAUUUAUAUAGCAUUUUACCCCUCCCCCCCCAAAAAAAACACCUGCAAUAGGCAGAUGUAGUUCUUACAUAAUGUAUCUUUAACAUCCUAGAGUUACUGAAUGAACUGUUCAGGUCUUUAAUGGAUAUUGCUACUAAAUGAUAAAAUUUGCCAGAGGCAUCUUUAAAAUGUAACAUUUGGUUUCUGUUUGGUAUCCAUAGUCAACUGGGAGCCAUGCUAACUUAACCUUAACCCCGGGCUUCAAUUCAUCCAAUGUAAAAGCUAUGGUGAAGUUGUAUAGUUCAGUGUUGAUUUGUCUGUGUAAGCCUAUGUUUUGUGAAACUAGACCCUUAAAAUGUAUUGCAUUUGUGUUUGGGCGGGGAGUCAGUGCUCUGACGUGUGCCGUUUAGGUGGGUCCUGUGGUUUUCUCUGCCAAAGACAACUAUGAGCAAGCAAAUUAUUGAAAGAAAACAAUAUUAGUCCCAAAAUACCCUGGUUUGUGUUAACUAGAUAUUUAAAACACCAUUUCUGUAUUGUAGUUGACUUCUCUAUAAUGUUUUAUGGGCUCUACCACAUUGCAUUGCUAGAUGUGUAACAAUGGACAUUCUUCAGAAAUAUGUCUUCCCAGUUUAGAAUACAAAACUAUGUUCGAAUAUUGUAUACUGUGACUUAUAUACGGGUACAUGUUUGAAAUCCAGGCUAAUAUAUUUGCCUCUCAAGAAAGAUUUGACCUUAUAUCCCACCUUAAGAUAUCCCGAUUUUUGUGUUCAGAGAGAUGUUAUAUAUUGAACCCGGUUGGUUGUUACUCUCGAAAUUUCCUGUUAUGACAUACUUUAUUUCAACAAUUACUGAGAAAAUCUUUGACAGUGAUUAUUAUUUUGUGUUCUUUCUCUAUACAUCUGGACCUUGGAUCAUAAAACAUUUUACAAUCUUAAUACCUUAAUAUUUAACCCUUGGUGUGUUUAAAAUACGAUCCUAUCAACACAUAUUGUUAAAUGUUAAUGUAGUAUAUCAAUACAUCAUCAUGAAUUCAAAUAUUAAUUAAUAUGAGCCAUAGAUAAAGUUAAAUUUGAGUAGAAUUUGUGUUGAACUAAAAAAUCUUUUUAAGAUCCAGACCCAUUGCUUACACAUUUUCAGAAUCAUUCAGUGGCAUAUAAUAACAGGCUGGGGGUUGGAUGGCCGAAUGGUUAGCAUGUGCGCGCUGUAUCAUAAGGUCUGUCAUUAAGUCAACUGACAUGGGUUCGAUUCCCUAGUUGUAUGUGACAAGGAGUAGGGUUGUCUGUCCAACCUUGUGGGUUUUCUCCUGGUUCCUGGGUUUCCCCCUGCUGCUAAAACCCCUACACGCAAUUGAUUAUUGAAAUAAAAUUGAACCAUAUGUUAGUCCCGAAAUGAGCUAGUUUGUGUCUCAUUGACGUUAAACCCCAUCCAUCUCUCUCUCUCUCUAAUACUAGGUAUAGGGAAAGGAAAAUAUCACCGGAAGUAGUCACAAUAACCCAGCUUAACUGAUAAUCUCUAUUAAACACUUCAGUAAAAUUGUUUUAUGCUAAAGUUGCAUAUUUUUACCUGGCGGUAUGAGAAACGUCCAUGUGUUUAAGAAGACCCUGUUAUAUGUGUUCUUCUUAUUAUAAGUCCUGCUGAACGGCGAGAUAGAUGAUUUGGGGAGUUAGUAAGGUGUCAAUGAAAUCCAAAUCUGUGAGAGCUAUGAAUUGAGAUAUAAUAUAGAGCUGAAAGUAUGUGACAUAAUGUUUAUACACACUACAUGUAGAAAUGUGUGCAUAAAAGGAGAGAUUGUUUUGUGGCUAAGCACACGCAGGAGAAAAAGAGAGAUUACGUAUGGUUUUGAUUUUUAAUGUACGACGUGUUUAACAGAAUUGUUUUCUUCAUGAAAGUCGUGUUUACUACAUAGCGAACGUGUGUUUCGGAUGUGCAGGGGUGACCGAGAAUAGGGUUGUUCUGUUCGUGUGUUGUUUUUAAGUGUAGUAAAAAGAGAGAAAACGUAUGGUUUUGGUAUAUGUACGAUGCAUUAAACAGAAUGUGUUCUUUAUGAAAGUCUACUACAAAACGAACGGAGGUGUGUUUCAGAUGUGUAGGAGUGACCUAGAUAUGAGGCUGUUUUGUUCGUGUGGCAGUAAGUGUUUGCGACUUAGUGCUAUGUGAUUGUUGAAUUGUGAUCGGAUGUUGAAGAUUGAUGGAAGGAGAAUCUUAAAUGAGGUUGAAUUAACAGUAUUAUUUUAUGUUUUGUGAGAUUUCAAGACUUCUAAGAAGGAAAAGAGUUAAAAUCAUCAAUCUUAUUGUAAAGUUAAACACAGAUUGAUCGGAGCAAUAAAGGUCCAUCUGACAAUAAAGGUCCAUCUGAUCAGGAAGUCAUGAAUUGGUGAGUAGGUACACCCAAAAAAUAUAAAUAAAUAAAAUAGAUUGAAACUAAUCCACAAUUAUCGAUUUGUGAGUAAAGGAACAUGCCACAUAGCAAAUAAAGAGGUUUGAAGAAG
Messenger RNA from Patella vulgata (common limpet), 6247 nucleotides. RefSeq names its product TAR DNA-binding protein 43. Bases 129 to 1400 code for a protein of 423 amino acids. Gene Ontology annotation, cellular component: nucleoplasm. The record is from RefSeq and is a predicted model, not a curated record. The transcript is spliced from 4 exons. NCBI's taxonomy places the organism in Eukaryota, Metazoa, Mollusca, Gastropoda, Patellidae. Gene Ontology annotation, molecular function: RNA binding. Gene Ontology annotation, biological process: regulation of gene expression.